AUGCUGAUCGGUGUCCCAGGAUUCAUUGGCUUCUGGGGCUACUGCGCCGUGCUUGAGGUGGGAAAUUCGGAAAAAAUAGAUGCGUUACAAUAUAUUUUGGACGAUGAGAAGGCACGCAACUGUGGAGUGUUGCGCAGUACCUUGGUAUUCGUGAAAAAUAAAAGAAUGGCUGACGUUAUAGCCAUUUAUUGCGCACAAAGAGAAUUUCCUUCAAUAAGCAUUCACGGGUUAUUUUUAACUCAUGUUCAUCUUGUUCGGUCGCCAACUUUUGUCGAGGUAUUUUCAAAUUUCAGCGAUCGAAAUGCAAAGCAACGUAAGGAAGCGCUUGAAGAAUUUCGGAGCGGUGCUGUUUGCUUGCUCGCCGCUACCGAUAUGUCUGAUCCUGAGUUUCAGAUGCUGAGUCCUGACCAUAUUCGGUCAUUUUCGCAAAUUUUGCAAGUUGCAGUUGAUACUGCCAAAUACUCAUCAAUCACAGUGGCUUAUGUGGCCUGUUGGCCUUCUGCAUCCGACAGAGUGUGCAGCGUUGAUUCUAUCUGUCAGCUGACAGAUGCUUUUAGCAAAAUUGGCUCGAAUGAGGCAGUAAACGGACGCUUCGAUUUGCUUGAGCUGGCCAGCGCAAAGAAUGAGCUUCAGCUCGCUUACCACACACUGGUGAUUAAUUACGAUAUGCCGUCACAUCUGCAACCCUAUACGCAGCGCAUACGGUUCGCGCGCAGUAAAGUCACGUCCUUCGUUAAUCCGAAGACUGACAAAGUUUUAGCGAACGAAAUUGUCACGGUGGCCGAGUAUACACAGAUCCCGCUUCCGCCAUUCAUGUUUAGAAUGGCGAUGGAAGUACGCGAUGCAGAAGCGGCAAUAACCAUGUUCAACGGAUCCGCAACCACGAGCAGACCAGAACGGUAUGGUGAUCACAAUCGAACCCAAGCACCCGCAACGCGUGAUGGCACACUAGCUACGAGUUUGUUUUUAAAUGCUGCUUGA
Messenger RNA from Gongylonema pulchrum, 981 nucleotides. Lineage: Eukaryota; Metazoa; Nematoda; Chromadorea; Rhabditida; Gongylonematidae. The record is from the annotation of a GenBank genome assembly.